Molecule: messenger RNA, 3826 nt
Organism: Polistes canadensis
Lineage: Eukaryota; Metazoa; Arthropoda; Insecta; Hymenoptera; Vespidae
Product: stAR-related lipid transfer protein 7, mitochondrial-like
Exons: 6
Coding region: 330-1805 (491 amino acids)
Molecular function (GO): lipid binding
Source: RefSeq, a predicted model, not a curated record
AAUAUAAUGUAAUGGAGAGCUUUAUUGUAAAUAGAUUUGUACGAGCGAGGUUUUUAUUGCGUUUAAUUAAUUCCAAUUAUCUAUAGCUAUCCUGAAUCACUAAAAGUUACAAUUAGCUAUUUAACGAGAUAAGUUGAUAGAAGUUGUGAUGUAAAUACAUUUAUUUAAUUCGUUAAAUGAUUAAAACAUACGGAAAAGAACGUAUAGUGAUAUUUCUUAUCGCGCUAAUUGAAGAUUUCGAAAUGAUUUUGGCCCAGUAGCAAAAGAGAAACAUGCCACGAUAUUAAUACGAAGUUAAUAAACGAGACCGCAUCGUAAUAAUCAAAAGGAUGUCUUCGUGGCAACUAUUCAAUUUCAUGCGAGUUAAUUUUAAAUACACUAAUAGAAAUGUCAACUUGUCCUCUCUUUCUAAGCGAUUUAGUAAUCGUGUUAAAUUUGGAGGUUAUCGUAAAAAGAUAGAUUUGUGGCUUAAAGAACAAAGCACGCAGGUUGCAAAGGCAUGUACAAGGCAAUGCGAGUUUAUAGUGGCACAACGUAUUAGACGAAGUAUUCAAAUAUUUCUUCUUUAUACAAAAAUAUGGGACGAAGUGGCUCUUAAAGAAAUAAUCAAAUCGUGGAGAAUGCGAGCUAUAAAAAAUUCUAAAAAAUUUCUAAUCAGUGCUGUUGGUGUAAAUGUUUAUAAUUGGAAUCAUGAAAGAAUAUCUGACGAGGAGGUCAAUAGUUAUAGUCAAGAAAUAGAGGGUAUUUAUAAAUUGAGAGAUUGUACCGUUAUAUGUACAAACUGUCACCUACGAAUUAUUAUCGAUAAUGCUAGUAAACAACCUGGAGUAGAAUAUUGUAAAUGUGAUGGUGUCAAAACGUCUGCUACCAUGAAUAAAGAUCCUAACGGUUGGCAACCAUAUAUUGAACGCCAAGACAUGUUAGUCUGGAGGAGACAAGAGCCAGAUACAGGUUUAUUUGCAUAUAAAGUAUAUGGAUCUUUUCCGGAUGUCACGGCUGAAGAUUUCUUACAAGUACAGAUUGAUAUAGAGUAUAGGAAACAAUGGGAUAUAACUGCCCAAGAAUUACAAAUUAUUGAUACUGAUCCACAAUCUACAACAUCUAACAAUCAUAGUGCUGAUGUUAUAUACUGGGAAAUGAUUUGGCCUAAACUAUUUGCUAAUCGAGAUUAUGUAUAUCAACGUAGAUGGGUUAUUGAUAAAGAUAAAAGGAUAGUAGUUAUUGUUAGUAAGGGAACUGACCAUCCUAAUGCACCUGUUAAACCUGGAACUCACAGAGUAAGGACGUACUGGUCAUAUAUGGUAAUUAGACCUUACACGGAUUUUCAACAGCCAGGUAUCGAAUUUAGCUUAACUUACUUUGAUGACCCUGGUAUGAGAGUGCCAUCAACCAUCACUGCAUGGGUAGCAGUAGCAGGUUUGUCUGACUUUUUAACUCGUAUGAGACAAGCAUCCAAAGACUAUAAAAAAUACAAAAUGAUGCAAAACAAUGUCACGUGUACUAGCCAUACAGUAUUGGAUCAAGAAAAUCUUACCGAAUAUGAAGAUUCACAUAAAGGUAUGAAUAAAACCGAAAAAGAUAAAGAUUUAGUAAAACAUGGGAUUGUAGAAGAAGAUAAUUUAAAACACGUUCAAGUCAUACAACAUGAAAAUCCAUUAGAACUUAUGCAAUCUAUGGACGAAAACACUGAUACAGAAGAAAAUAAUUUAGAAGAAAAUGAAGACAAAGAUAAUGUUGCUAAUUCUAUAUCUCAAGAAGAAGGAGGUUUAUUAAAUUACUUUUUUCUGAGUAAAUUAUUUGCGUGACAAGGAAUUGUAAUAUGUAUUUUCAUACAUAUUUUUAAAUAUUAAAGUCUUUUUCAUGAUUUUACAUGAAAAUAACUUUAAUUUCUAAUCUCUAUUUAAUUACAAAUAUGUUGACUUUACAUAUUAGUAAAAUAAAAAAAUAGUACAUGUAAUUUUUAUUUUUAAUUCUGAAAAUUUAAAUAAUAUCGGAGAAACAUAUAUUCAUAACGUAUAAAUGAUCUUUUCGAAAUUAUUUGUUAUCAUAUAUGUUUAGAAUUAAAGAAAAAAAAAAAGAUAAAUUUGAUGAACAGGUUUGAGAAAUCUGUCAUUAAAAAUCUAUGCCAUUCUAUCAGUGUUAUGAUUCAUGCAUUUAUUGCAAUUAUAAAAAUUAGUACAAUUAGUAAUCAAUAAUAAGUCAUAUUUAUGUGCGAUAUCAAAGUAUAUUCAAAAAUCAAGAGAAUUAAGAAAUACUAUACAGGAGAAACUUAUUAUUUUAUAACUAAUUGUAAUCAUAUAACAUCAGCUCAUAUAGUUUUCUUUAACUUUCGUACAUUAUUUUUUCUGAACAGUUAUAUACUGUUCACAUAUCUCUUUUAAUAAAGAUCUGUCUUUACUUACGGUCGCCACUAAAUUAACUAUUUUCUUAUUAUCAUAUAUACAUCCAGUUUCACAUGUAAUUGCAUCCAUUAGUUAUAUACGAAAGACCAAAUGAUAUCUCAUAUGGCAGUAUUAUUGCUUUAGUACCUGCUAAUACCUCAGUAACAUUAGAAUGAAAAAUUAUAUAUAACAAACAAAUGUUGAUUUUUGUAUUCAUAUAUACUGGAAAAAUAUUUUUAAAAUGCAAUAUAUUUUUAUCCGUUAAUCAUAUGCUUGUUAUUUCAGUAAAACUUUCGUCAUUAAAGCAUGCUUCUUCUGCUAACAUAGCACAAGAAAUAAAUACUUCGUCAUCUAAAUCCAAUUGAAAAUUGAUUUCUUCCGGUAGCUUUUUUGGAGAAGAUAAAAAAUCAGAACACUCUUCAUCGUGACAUUUCUGAUAUAUAACUUGUUUAGUUAUGUCAACUAUCAAAUAGAUAUUAUUACUUUUGUGCCAUCUUCCUAUGUUUUCACAAUACCUAUGUAAUAGUAUAUUAACCAAAGAAUUUUAUAUGUUUAUAAUCAUUCAUUUUUAAUAGAAAUUUGAAGUAUAUAUAAUAAUUUAUCUUGCUUGCAAUUAGAGUGUAUAUUUUAUUAUUAUCCGGCAUUUCUAUUUUCAUUGCAUUAAAAAUAUGAACAAAAGAUAUAAGGACAAACUUUUAAAGAUGACUCUUUAUAAAAUUUCUUAAUACAUUCGAGACUAGUGAUAUAUAUAGAUCUACGUCACCUCGAAUUCUUUACUUGAAUACCAGUGACAUAGUCUUACAUCAUUUCAAAAUCUGUAGCUAAAUGUUGAUAGCAUUGAUCUAUUCUAAUAGAUAUUUAAUUUUAAUUAAACUGUUAAAUGUUUAUAUUUUAUAUUUCAAGUUAUUAAAUGCAGUCUCCAGCCAAAGUCUCGCCAAAGUAACACCGGUUAUGAAUGAGUUAAUAAUAAAAUAUACAAUCUAUAUGAGACAAUAUUAUGAAUUUUAAAUAUAAGUAUAAAUACCUGUAACCAAUGAUUUCAUAAAUUAAUGUCUUCAAUUGCUCGUUAUAUUUACAUAGACGUAUUUUUCCUGGUUUAAUGAUAUCUAAUAUAUAUUUAUCAAUUUCAGGAUACUGUGAUGAUGUAUUAUAGUUUGUUACAUUGUUUAUCCAUUGCCUUUGUUCUUUGUUAGAGUGUCUUAUGACCUGUGCCUCAUCAUUGGAAAAUUCAAGUAAAAUUAUAUCCUUUUUUUUUGGAAAAUAAGCAAUCAAAGAAUUGAUAAAAUAUUCCAAUUCUGGUUCCUUGUACAUUUUUGGUAAUAUAAAUUUACAAUCAGAUGAAAUUUCCAAAUGAGACUGUUUACCCCAUUUAGUGGAUUUGUAUAUUCGAAAAUGUCUAUUUUUUGUAUAAACCCCAACGUCAAUAAACAAUUUUCUUCCAUUUU